Messenger RNA from Blastomyces dermatitidis ER-3, 222 nucleotides. RefSeq lists its product as uncharacterized. The transcript has a single exon. Bases 1 to 222 code for a protein of 73 amino acids. The record is from RefSeq and is a predicted model, not a curated record. NCBI's taxonomy places the organism in Eukaryota, Fungi, Ascomycota, Eurotiomycetes, Onygenales, Ajellomycetaceae.
AUGACCAAGGUCACUGGAUUACAGGAACGUUUCCAAGGUCUGAUGCCGAUGGACCUUGGUACUAGGGACCAGGGGUUUGGUACAGGUGCCGCGGACCCAACGGGUCCCUUGACCGCAGUUCAAGGCCCUGUCUGUACUAGUGACUACUGGCCGUUGUCCUGGUUGGCCUCUUUGCCAGUGAGGUCAACGGGGAGCCAUGUCUUCUCGGAGGAACCAAAUUGA